Messenger RNA from Gasterosteus aculeatus aculeatus (three-spined stickleback), 4122 nucleotides. RefSeq names its product GRAM domain-containing protein 4. Gene Ontology annotation, biological process: negative regulation of toll-like receptor 9 signaling pathway; apoptotic process. NCBI's taxonomy places the organism in Eukaryota, Metazoa, Chordata, Actinopteri, Perciformes, Gasterosteidae. The record is from RefSeq and is a predicted model, not a curated record.
ACCCCGCCCACAGCAGAGAUUAUUUUGACAGGUAGGCACAGACGGAUCGCUUCGUCCUUUAAUUUAGCUGAUUUUUUACCCCCUAAAGACCUGCGCAGCUGGACUGAGGACCCCGGAUAGAGACGGCAGGUGGUCUGCAGCGGGGCUGAGAGGAGCGGGCUCCGGUUUGGAGCGGGUUUGGGAAUCGGUCCGCACCGUUGGAAAGAACAGAAGGAGGGAAAGUUUGCCUUGGCUUCAGUUCACGGUGAUACACCCUUCCUCUCUUACCUUGCCUCCUCGCCUUGUUCCCUCGACACCUCGGUCCUCCACGGUGGGUCCGAAGGAGACCUCACGGGCGGCUGAGGGUCAUGUUCAGAUAGAGACCGGCUCCACGCCCCACCCCCCCUCACCCUGCACCCCGCCACCAUGCGGAAGCACCUGGACCGGAUCCGGUUCCGGGGCCAGAGGCGGGACGAGUUCCUGGAUCUGGCCGAUUCGCCCAAUACGUCCGACACGGAAUGCACCGAGGAGGUCGUGAUCAAACCGCGACUCGCCGCCAGGGAGGCGGAGGAGCUGAGGGAGGCGGAGUCAGAGCAGCAGGGUGAAGCGCCGGCCGGUCCGGCGACGUUUUCUGGGGGUCUCCAAGACGACUCGAGGACGGAUCUCAAUGAGGUCAAAGGUCACCUAGAAAUCGCUCUGUUGGAGAAACACUUCCUGCAGGAGGAGCUGCGGAAGCUCAGAGAGGAGUCCAACGUGGACGCCCUGCGGCAGGAGCUGGAGAGGGAGCGCAGCAAGUGCGCCGAGUUGGAGCAGAAGAUCGGCGACGUGGUGAAGCCCAGACUUGAAGACUCGCCUUCUGAGACGCGUAAAGCCCCGCCCCCUCCUGCACCGUCCUCCACCAGCACAGACAAGCAGAAGGACACAUUGAGCGACAGCUUCCUGAAGUGGCUCUAUGAGCGCUGCGGCGUUUACAUCGAGGACUUCCGCUUCCAGCCGGAAGAGCAGACGGUGGACACGGAGGAGCCGCUAAGCGCCAAGAGGUUGACUGAAAACAUGAGACGCCUCAAGCGAGGAUUCAAACCUCUGACCAAUUUCAAGAGGAACCUUACUGCCUUAUCCAGCUGGAACUCCGUCUACACGUCGGCCAUCGCCUUCAUUGUCUACAUGUAUGCGGCGUGGCACGGCUGGGCCGUCCCGAUGUUCCUGUUUCUCGCCAUCCUGCGCCUCUCCUUGAAUUGUCUCAUUGCCAGAGGCUGGAGGAUCCAGUGGAGCAUCGUACCUGAAGUGUCAGAGCCAGUGGAGCCUCCCAAGGAAGACCUCACAGUGUCUGAGAAGUUCACGCUGGUUCUGGACGUUGCUCAGAAAGCUCAGAAUCUGUUUGGGAAGAUGGCAAACAUCCUGGAGAAAAUAAAGAAUCUGUUCAUGUGGGUGCAGCCAGAGUUGACUCAGAAGCUGUACGUUGGUCUGUGGCUGGCCUUCAUCUCCUCCUGCCUGCUGCCGUUCAAACUGCUGGGAUUCAUCAUAGGUGUGUACGCAGGUAUAAAGUUCUUCAUCAUCGACUUCAUCUUUAAGAGUUGCCCCAAGCUGAGGCAGCGCUUCGACACGCCUUACAUCAUCUGGACCCACCUGCCCACCGACCUGCAGCUGAAGGAGCGCGGCGGCACCACGUUAAGCAGACGGGUGACUGUAACGGCCGGCCGAGGCAGCCUCGGCGCCGCAGCUCCUGUGGGCGUCAGCCGGGACGAGGACGGAGGACGAUACUCCAGCACCAAGAGAGGAGCUUUCCACGAAGUCUUCAGCCUGCCGGAGAGCGAGCGUCCUCUGACAGUGUGCGAGAGCGGCUGGCGCUGCUGCCUCAUCAACAGAGACCGGAAGACGCCGACGGACUACAUCCGCAACGGGUACCUCUACGUCACCGAGAAUUAUCUGUGCUUCGAGAGCUCCAGCUCCAGAUCCGGAUCCUCCAAGAGGAACAAAGUCAUAAAACUGCUGGACGUCAUCGACAUCCAGAAGUACAAAGUUUUGUCCGUGCUGCCUGGAUCCGGGAUGGGCAUCUCCAUCGCGACGCCAUCCACACAAAAGCCCAUGGUGUUCGGAGCGAUGAUCCACAGAGACGAGGCCUUCGACGCCAUCCUUACCCAGUACAUGAAGAUCCUCAACAGGAGUCCAACCACCAGCCAUGAGAUAUAGCAACAGCUUUACAAAACGGCUGCGUUCUCACACACAUGCACACACGCACACACACAGAUACUGGAAUGGUUUCACUGUGUUCAUCAGUGACGACUUUAAAUAGCUGUUGAUUUUAGUUUGGGCCACUCUCACCUGAUCCGGGCUGCCAACCAACUGCCGAUUUCCUGCCGGGAUCCACAGUGUCACAGGAUCCGGACGGUUAGCUUUGCGGUGAUCCUUAGGGCUACUUGUUAAUCGCCUGCAUAGACUAAUAGAGACUCGGGUAAAUAUUUUGAGAAGGGUGCCUUUUACUACAACCUCACACUUGAUGAAUUCAGUAUAAAGGAGAAUUUGUUCCCUGUCUAAUGUCCAUAAGUGUUUUUCCUUUUUCUUAAUUAUAUCCCUGUUAAGCUGCAAAACUCCCUGCACAGAUCCUUCACAUUAAAAGUCCUCAAAGGGCACAUACCUCCUUUUACUUGGAAGGUUUUUAAUGUGAAACAUGAGCUAUGAAAGGAGCUUUUCUACAUUCAAGUUCAAUCAGCUUGUUGAGGCUCGGUUUGAUUUCAGCUCAAGACAUUCACAUCACACAGUGGGAAUUGACUACUCUAUCAGCAUUUGUGAGGAUAGAUUCAUCAUUGAAGUCACUUUCAUUUCCAUUCUUAUUUAGAGCUUUGCCAAUGUGAGAAUUUUCUAAAGUGCUGUUUGUUUUAUGCAUCAUUGCGAACUGAAUACCUCUCAGGUUGGGACUGUUAAUACCAUAACACAGAUGAAAAUCACUUGCAUGUUAAUUUUAAAGACCUAAAUCUCUCUUUGGCUUCACAUAGGGGUAAAAGUAAAUGAAAAUGUUUUAAAUUUAAGGUGCUCUAAAAAGUAGAACAACAACUGAGAAAGUAGGGAAAUGGUCCGGAGCAUAUCAAUUCAAUUACUCCCAAAAUAAUCAGUUUACAAUGAUUUAUAAUACCGUAGGCCUACUUACUUUCUGGAUGACAUGUCAGUUACACUUACAUGUUUCAGUGUUUUUUUUACUUAAUAACAAUUUCAAUCUGUUCAACAGUAUUAACAGAUUUUUAAACUUCCUUCAUUUACAUUAGUGUCUUCAGGGAUUUGUAAAAACGUAUUCAUUUUAUGCCGCUGUAUUGUACUUAGCAGCUUAGCCUACAGUCCGUUAAUAUUAUGGUAUGUUUGUUAUGUGGUGGUAAGCGAUGGUUUGUGUUCUAUUGUUCUAUAGCAUUUAAUGUGAACCACAGAAUUAACCUCAACCUAAUUUUCUGUCUCAGUUAAAAGCUAAAGCUACCAAUGUUACUUUAGUGUAGCUCUUAUGUUUCAGCUAAAAGCUAACAAUGUAAACCACUUGACAGAUACUUCAGUGUAGCGCUUUUAGGUUUUAGCUAAAAGCUAAAGCUAACAAUGUAAACCAUUUGAAAGGUACUUCAGUGUAGCGCUUUUAGGUUUUAGCUAAAAGCUAAAGCUAACAAUGUAAACCAUUUGAAAGGUACUUCAGUGUAGCGCUUUUGUGUUUUAGCUUAAAGCUAACAAUGUAAACCACUUAGUUACUUCAGUGCGCUUUUAUGUUUUAGCUAAAAAAACAAAUUCAAACCACUAAAUUUAUGAAAUGUAAUUGUUUUUUUCGGUUAGGGCUUUAGCUUUCUUUCCCAACCAAUACUUUAAAGCCACAUAUUAACAUCCAAUAUCAACACAUUAUAAUAUCACAAUUUGUUUCUGCUUCAGCUUUUCUCUUAGCCUGAAGUGUGAUGAAUAAAGCUAAACAAUUUAAAAAACACAAUGAGCUGAAAGGUUUCACAGUUCAGUUGACGUCAUUAAAUAUUAUUAAACAAUAUUUAUUCAAACGGUGUGAAUUACUAGGCUUAAAACAUCAGAUUUUUCAAAAUGGAAUCUAGUUCUUCUAACUUCUAACUAACGAUGUUUUCUUGACCUUUCUAACUUUGAAUAUGGAAACAACUUGGAAGCUACCAA